Messenger RNA from Oncorhynchus gorbuscha (pink salmon), 1511 nucleotides. RefSeq names its product galaxin-like. The record is from RefSeq and is a predicted model, not a curated record. The transcript is spliced from 5 exons. Lineage: Eukaryota; Metazoa; Chordata; Actinopteri; Salmoniformes; Salmonidae. Bases 47 to 1042 code for a protein of 331 amino acids.
CCCAUCUCUCUAACCAGGUGUUAGCUGUGUCUGUUACAAUCCAGACAUGAACAUCUGCUGUGCCGGGAAACUGUCCAGAAGGGUGUUUGGGAAAAACCUGUGCUGUGGUACAACUCCGUAUGGUGUAGAGGACCGAGGGGUGCUGUGCUGUAACCAGACCUUGCACCAUGAGGUGGAGGAUGGGUACCAGUGCUCCCCAGGUGGUCACUUGUAUCUGCCAUCCCGUGACAUGGUGUGUGGCUCACGCGUUCAUCUCAACGAUCCAGGCAAACACUGCUGUGAGGAGGAGACAUACUACCCUCAGUAUGAAAUCUGCUGCAACGGACACAAACACAACAGGUUGGGAAACAUGUCCUGCUGUGGAGGGAAGGUGUACAACCCCAGCAGCAGCCAGAUGAAGUGCUGUGCAGGGACUCUGUACGACCUGCAGGUUCAGGGCAGACUCUCAGGUGAGGCCCAGUGCUGUGGGAGUGUCCUGAUGGAGGCCGGCUCCACCCAGACCUGCUGUUCUGCCCCAGGGCUAGACCUGCUCUACCCUACCCAGCCAGGGUUCACCUGCUGUGGGCACCGCUAUCCCAAUGCCUCCCUGUGGUCUUGCUGCGCCGGGGUCCUGCACCCAAGGCCUGAACCACACAACACCACCAAGAACGUGAUUCCAGGACCCAGGCUUCUACCACUGGGGGAUCUGAAGACUGAAGUCCUGUGUCACAGCAGAGGUCUGCUGGGGACAGUGGAGAGUGUGUCCGUGAAGAUGAACAAGCGGUCCAUCGGGAUGGUAAACGCCUUGUCUUUGCUUGCCUCGCAUGGCCAUUUCAAAGCCAUGGCUUCCCCUCACUACCUCACAUUACCCGACCACUGCAGCUCCCCUGAACUGGUGCCGGGCAACACUUACAUCUGGGUGAAAAAUCCUUUCUCCGACACCAUAAGUUUAAUCUCUGAUCUCAGCGAUCAUUCCUCCCCUCUUCAUUCCAUCCUUUCCAGGUGCUCAACCUUUAUCCAGCCUAGAAGAAAGAGAAGGCGAACCAUCUCAACAGAAAAUUAAUUAUGGGUUUUGACAUAGACUAUUGUACAGAAAUCUGUUAUCUGACGAUAAGCUUAAAACUAGCAUCUUUAUGAUCUCUAGUGAGCCAUAUCUCAGGAUAAGUCAUAUUUUGUCUGUCUGGGUAGUGGUUUUCUGUAAUAUUAUCACAAAAGACUGACUACAUGUUUUGUUGCAAUCUGUAAUUGGUGCAUCCAUAUUUUUGGACUUCUAAAUUAAUUAUAUCUACAUAUUGUUUAUUAAAAAAUAAAUAAUUUGUCUCAUGGGCUUAGUUCAAAUGUCGUACAUCGUCAGAACCCAAAAUAGGCUUGUUUUACUAUGUAAACAAUGUAUACUGAACAAAAAUAUAAACAACCAUUUCAAAUAUGUUACAUUGCAUCAGUUAAUUACAUUCAAUUAUUUCGAUCUUUCGUUAGGGCUUCACAAUACAGGGAAUACAGAUAUGCAUCUGUUGGUCACAGAUACCGUCAUA